GGAAACACUAAAAGAAACAAAAAAGCUAUUAGAAAUUAUUGUUACAACUCCUAUGUCAACUUUUCUUCGAAAUACUAUGACCCAGGAUCGCCGUACAGCGUUGUCGAUGCUGUCCAUUGAAAAGGAAUUUAUUUCGACCAUGGAAAAUUUCAACGUGAAGGUGAUCGACAAGUUUGCUGCCAAGAAGGAGCGCAGGAUCGAACUGACAUAAAAAUAGGUAAGUUCGGAUUUGCAGACCACCUGUUUUAUUUUGCCACGAGCCACCACUGCAGAUUGAUAUUAUAAAACCUCAAAUAUCUGAAAAGGUAAUUAUCGUAUAGUUGCUCUUAGCUCAUCAAAUAGAGAACAAACCAAUAGUAAAACUUUUUUAU
This is a messenger RNA of Acanthoscelides obtectus, 371 nucleotides long. NCBI's taxonomy places the organism in Eukaryota, Metazoa, Arthropoda, Insecta, Coleoptera, Chrysomelidae. The record is from the annotation of a GenBank genome assembly.